UUUCGGGCAAUAUGUGACAUCAUAAUAUUGCAGAUCGGGCAAAGGCACGGAGGUUUCCUGGGUUUACUACAGAGAGCGCUAGCGCGCGCCUCGCCUCAUAUCUGGUUUGAGCGGUCCGAGGUGAAGGAUAGACACGCUGUUGCUAAAAGGCUCAAAGAGCACAUAUCCGUCGCGGACAACCCUCCGAUCCUUAUCUUCCCGGAGGGGACUUGCAUCAACAACACCUCAGUCAUGCAGUUCAAGAAGGGAAGCUUCGAAGUGGGAGGCACCAUCUACCCUGUCGCUAUCAAAUACGACCCUCGCUUCGGCGACGCGUUCUGGAACAGUUCACGUCACGGCAUGCUGCACUAUUUACUCAACAUGAUGACGUCAUGGGCGAUUGUGUGCGACGUGUGGUAUCUACCAGCCAUGCAUCGAGCGCGAGAUGAAUCUGCAGUAGACUUCGCGAAUAGAGUAAAGGCGGCGGUCGCAAGGCGCGGUGGCCUGGUUGAUUUACAGUGGGACGGCCAACUAAAGCGAAUGAAGGCGAAAAAGGAAUGGCGGGAGCUACAACAGGAGGAAUUCAGUAAACGGUUAAAAGGCGAGUAGAACCGCGUGACGAUACAGCGGAGCUGUGACACGCCGUGCGGAGCUGUGACAGUACGCGGUGCGACGCUGUGACAUCACGUGACGGGGAACUGUUACAGUAACAGUGACAUGACGUGUCGAAGAAUUGACGGUGACCUGGAUCUGUUACAAUAACAGUGUCGCUGUGACAUCACGUGUCGAGGAACUGACAGUGUCCCGUACCUGUUAUAGUGACGCGGAGAUGUUACAGUAUGUGUGACAGUGACGCGGAUCUGUGACGAGAAGUGUAACGGUGACACGGAGCUGUGACGACGUCACGUGGAACUGUGUCAGUGACGCGCAGCUGUGACAGAACGUCACGUGAACUGCGGAGCUACCACAAUACGUGUUGCGGACUGUGACUGUACGCGGCAGUGUAACAGUGCGUUAUUCUGUGACUAAGUGAUUUAGUGUUGUGACUUUACCGGACGCCAUAUUGGAUUGAAGUUUAUUUAUAGACGCUAUGGCGAGGGAUUUUAUGGAGAGCAUUCUGUUUAAGACACUGUUUUUAGCAUCAUCAAGCUCAGAAUCUUACAAAAGAUUGUGAAAGAAGUUAAUUUCUAAAUUAUGUGUCAAUUGACAAUUUAAAAAAGUUUAAACUUUAAAGUACAUAUGUUUAUAUCUGUUGUCUGGUACCCAUAGUACAAGCUUUACUUAGUUUGGGACUAGAUGGCGCUAUCGGUAUAAAAUUGCCACAACAUUUUGAACCUUACACAUUUGUGUUAAAGUUCAAAAUGUAAUGGCGGUCAUUAAAAUGAAAAAUCUAGCUUGUUCUCCAUAAAAUCGCUCGUUGAAGUUUAUUUAUUUGUAGGUUAGGAUGAAGUCUUAAAAACUGCCUUUAGUUGUAAUGUUUUUAUUUUGCGCCGAAAAUGUAUUUAUUCCAAAAAAACAUUUUUGUACAAUCUUGAGUUACGCCAAUAUUUGUGAUGAUGACAUUUUAUCAUUUUGUGAUUUUUAGUGGCAAUAAAAUCUAAUUAUUUUUAAAGUAAGUAAGUAAGUCACGAUAGCCAAACGGUGA
Ostrinia furnacalis (Asian corn borer) is the source of this 1624-nucleotide messenger RNA. Its product is annotated as glycerol-3-phosphate acyltransferase 4-like. The transcript is spliced from 4 exons. Gene Ontology annotation, biological process: triglyceride biosynthetic process. Bases 232 to 588 code for a protein of 118 amino acids. Gene Ontology annotation, molecular function: glycerol-3-phosphate O-acyltransferase activity. Lineage: Eukaryota; Metazoa; Arthropoda; Insecta; Lepidoptera; Crambidae. Gene Ontology annotation, cellular component: endoplasmic reticulum. The record is from RefSeq and is a predicted model, not a curated record.